CAACCAUCGUACUGGUACACAUACGGUUACCAUACUCCGUGCUGCGCUUUGUCGCUUGGUCACUCGAAAAUAAAAUGUCUUUCUAACGCCGAAGUAUAGCUCUACGUAGUCUGCGGGAAGUAUUGGCGCCAUUUGAGACCCCAGAAUGUAUAUAAAGACAGGUCUUACAGUCUUUCACAAUGCAGUUUACCAUUGCUUUCGCCACGCUUGCCGUGCUCAUUAACACUGCUGCAGCUGUCCCUGCUCCUCAAAUCUUUACGAGCAUCGGCGACUCUGCGAGUUCUGCUGUCUUUUCUUCGGCUGCCGCGAGCGGAGUCGUAUCCUCCGCUAGGUCAUUCCCUACAAACAGCAGUGGCACCACUUCCGUCGUCUCCAUCCCCGUUAACAGCAGCGUGGCGACAUCCACCGCCAACAGCAGCAGCGUAGCUUCUUCUGUUGUUUCCUUCCCAUUAAGCAGUGCCAUCUCUUCGUCGUUCGCGAGUGCCGUCACCAGCGCCGCCAGCAACGCAUCAUCCGUCCCUGCCACCAGUGUUGCUCAAAAUGGCUCAGCACCCUGCUUCACUUCCUACGUUACGGUGACAGUAACGCCAACGGGUGCUCUCCCCAACAGCACUGCUGUUACUUCCGUCGCCGGUAGUGGAGUCCAGUCUUCCUUCCCUAGUGCGUCCUCUGCGGCCGCUUCGUCGUUCCCCAGUGCAUCCUCCGCCGUCGCCUCCUCGCUCCCAAGUGAAUCCUCGGCCAUCGCUUCCGCUUCACCCUCGCUCAGUGUCUCCAGCGCUGUUGCAUCCCCUUCGCUUAGUGUCUCCAGCGCUGCCUCAGCCCCAUCACUCAGUGUUUCUAGUGCUGUUGCAUCCCCUUCGCUCAGUAUAUCGAGCGCUGCCCCUUCGGCUUCGCUCCCUAUCUCAAGCGCUGCAGCGACACCUGUAACAAGUACACUUUCCAGCAACGCCUCCGCGUAAGAGGUUAUUGAGACCUUAGACGAUUAGGGUUUGUUUGCUUUCAUGUGGGGUGGGGACGGGUUGGUAGAUGGUCGUUUUGAUGUGGGGUAGGAUCUUUGGCUUGCGUUUUCUAAGACCUUAUUCUAGGACGUUGGAUUCUGUAUUGGCGGACAUAUGGACUGCACGUUUGUCUACCACGAUCGUUCGAUAUGCUUACAUCGGUACCAGGAAAUCUAGCGCUCUUUUCCUUGAU
Messenger RNA from Somion occarium, 1191 nucleotides. Lineage: Eukaryota; Fungi; Basidiomycota; Agaricomycetes; Polyporales; Cerrenaceae. The record is from the annotation of a GenBank genome assembly.